GUAAUGUCAGUACUGAACCUAACACUGUACUAGACACAUCACGCUCCUGCAGCGUGGAGAAAUCCGCCUUUCGUGGAACUCAGAAGGAAGAGAGGGGGUGUGAGGGGAGUGGGGGUGAAGAGCUUCAAGACAAAAUGCACUAUUGUUCCAUGAAAUUUGUCAUUUGGAUAACCGUGGCUGUAUUCACAACGCAGUCUGAGGCCAUAGAGGUGAUUUAUGGCCAGUUGGGGGGAUCUGUCACUCUCCCCAAAGAUAAAUGGGGAGGACAUAAGGUGUUGGUCCGCUGGUCCAAAGGAAACUCUGAACAUGUGUAUUCACAGGCGUCCAUGGGUGGCGUACCAUCAAUAGGCCAAGACAUGAAGGACAGGGUGUCACUCUCCAGGACUGAUUACUCUCUCAUCAUAAAGAACCUGAAACCUGAAGAUUUCACUAUCUUCAAGUGUGAACUAAGGGAGAACAGGUUAUCAACCUCAACCGAGUACAGACUGUAUCAGAUCACAGUCAUUGCCUCACCUGCCAUUCUCCUGGCCUCCCAGACUCUCUCUCUGAAAUGCACGGCAGAGAAAAGUGCAGUUCCGACAAAGAUAGAGUGGGGUGGCCCUCAGGCCCAGAAGGUCGAGGGCCCCAGAUUCCAGUCCAGUGGCCCAGAUCUGAGAGUGACCGCUGUCUCGGUGCGAGAUCAUGGAGUGUGGAUCUGCACAGUCACAUACGGCAACAGAAAAGCCACAGCCAGUGCCUCAGUCACCGUAGUAGACCUCUCUCCCUCUCCACCUCAGCCCCUCUAUCCGCCCCUGGGCUCCCUCACCCCUUCCCUCCUCCUCCCCUGCUCCCUGCACACCAAGUUCGACGCCUCAUCUCUGGCGAAGGUGGGGUUCAGAGGGGGCAGCUGGGCCUUCGCCCCGUUUUCGUCGGACGUCGAGCAGGUCGGCAAGGGGGAGCGCCUCCUCCUCCUCAGCCCCCAGCUGCGUUGGGAGACCCCGCAGGGCCAGAGAGUCAACGGCACCGCCCUGGAGACGGACACAUUUGGCACCAACCUCUCCAUAGCGCGGAAGGUGCCGGAGAACGGGGGGCUCUACACGUGCACGCUGGACUUCCAGGGCGGCGUGACGCUGAACCGGUCUCUGCGGGUGGAGGUUUUGAGAAUUGUGUCAUCUCAGCGUAACCCUGUCCUGGAGGGCCGGGAGCUCAACCUCACCUGCAGCCUGGGCCACUCCUCGCUCAACAACCUGACAGUGAAGUGGAUCGCCCCCCGCUCCUCCUCCGUCCUGUCCCUCCCCAACGCCACCCACCGGCUCCUCCUGUCCAUCCCCCGAGUGAGAGAGAAGGACAAGGGCACCUGGCAAUGCCAGCUGCUGCAGGACGGCAAAGUGCUGGCCACUGCGAGACUGAACCUGAAAACGGAGCGGGCCCCGGUGGACGUGUGGCUCCUGGUGUCCAUCGGCGGGGCGGCCGUCGUCCUCAUCCUCCUCCUGGCUCUCACUUUCAUUUGCGUCCGAAGGCACAGACAGCAGAGGAUGUUAAUGAGAAGACGACGCAAGCCCAAAUACUGCCGCUGCAAACACCCUCAAGUGAAAGGAUUCUACAGGAGCUGAGAGGCUGACUGACUGGGAGAUGGAGGUCCGUGUUCCUGUCAACACGAUGUCAUCAUAUACUGUAUAUAAUUGCAUAGUGUAUUGGUAUUUUUUAUAAUGUGCAUUUUGGUCCAGUUAACCGGUUGAAAUUGCCAAGUUGUCAACAUUAAGUAGAGUUGGAGGUGUAUGUAAUAAAUGUGUUAAUAUAUAUUGUAUAUAUAUUGUAUUCUUACUGUUGUUCUUUAAUGUCUGGAACCAAAUAAAUACUGAUUCUUUCAAAACCAUA
Messenger RNA from Anguilla anguilla (European eel), 1857 nucleotides. RefSeq names its product CD4-1 molecule (gene cd4-1). Bases 135 to 1592 code for a protein of 485 amino acids. Gene Ontology annotation, biological process: T cell activation; interleukin-15-mediated signaling pathway; positive regulation of ERK1 and ERK2 cascade. The record is from RefSeq and is a predicted model, not a curated record. Gene Ontology annotation, cellular component: external side of plasma membrane; membrane raft. The transcript is spliced from 11 exons. Gene Ontology annotation, molecular function: MHC class II protein binding; protein tyrosine kinase binding. Lineage: Eukaryota; Metazoa; Chordata; Actinopteri; Anguilliformes; Anguillidae.